AUGAGGCGCGGACUAUUGACAUUAUGCGUGUUUUAUUGGCAUAUGGUUUUGAUCCGCUGAAUGGAUCAGUAGUGAACCAAUCCCUUCUGAAGCAGAAAUCUGUGAAGACCGUAGUUCGUAAAUUGCUUCAUGAGGUUGUCAAGUUGAGCUCUGUACCAAUAGAUCCUAAUCUUCCACCUCCAAUAAUUAGAAAGCCUCCCCCAAAAGUAAAACAGCCACCUCCACCUCCAAGGAAACGUGUUGGACGUGAUGACAUUGAGAUGAAAAAAGGAGAUUGGCUAUGCCCCAAGUGUGACUUCAUGAAUUUUGCGAAGAACACUGUGUGCCUGCAAUGCGAUGCCAAACGUCCAAAAAGACAGCUGCUUCCAGGCGAAUGGGAAUGCCCACAGUGUAACUUCUUAAACUAUCGGAGAAACACAGUGUGUUUUCAUUGUGAUUGCAAGCGUCCACCUGAUGAAAUCAUGGAGAACAGAAUGCAAGAAAAGCAACAUGGUCCUGGGAUGACGUUGGACAAAAUGCCUAAGCGUUCAGAGGUUUCUAAUGCAUGGAAUUUCGACUUUGAUGACGAUGAAUCAGAUGGGGCAGAUGUUGCUGCUUUUGAGUAUGCAGAUUCUCCAGUCAUUGGUGAAGCUACUUCUUUAGAUAACGAAGCUAAAGGAGGAAACUUUGGAAGGCCUGAAUAUGAUUUUAAGAAAGCUAGCAGAGAGCCAAGGAUCCAUGACGCGAAAUAUUCAGAUGCAUGUACUAGUAGACGCGGUGUUGGCUUUGAUGAUUUUGAUGAUGAAGAAGAUGAUAUUGACAACUAUGAGUUAGAAACUGGUAAGAGAAGUUCAGUGCCUAUGGUAUCUUCAAACGAUCUUUCUGAGUUUGAAGGGCAUUCUGAAUCAGAAGACAUUAUAGAGUCGGAUAAUGCUCGUCAUAGAACAAAAUCCCCAUCUUACAACAA
This is a messenger RNA of Morus notabilis, 946 nucleotides long. RefSeq lists its product as uncharacterized. The transcript is spliced from 3 exons. The record is from RefSeq and is a predicted model, not a curated record. Gene Ontology annotation, cellular component: cytoplasm. The annotation marks the transcript as partial. NCBI's taxonomy places the organism in Eukaryota, Viridiplantae, Streptophyta, Magnoliopsida, Rosales, Moraceae. Gene Ontology annotation, molecular function: mRNA binding.